Molecule: messenger RNA, 2955 nt
Organism: Cercospora beticola
Lineage: Eukaryota; Fungi; Ascomycota; Dothideomycetes; Mycosphaerellales; Mycosphaerellaceae
Gene: GID11
Product: Gid11p
Molecular function (GO): protein binding
Source: RefSeq, a predicted model, not a curated record
ACUUCAAACGCCACUGCGACAGCAUCAGCACGAGCCAUUACUUUCACCCGGCACGAGCACGCAUUUGUUACUGAAGCGAUAGCUAACGUGUUCCACGUUGCGCAGCAGACACAGUGGGGCGAGAGGACUACCACGACACACCACACCUACAGAGACCGAGACAGGCCGAUUUACGGACCAGGGCUCGAACCUAAGCCUUACUCGAGACGGGGCCGAUUCCGAAGGAUACCAGCACGACGGCGCGCAAGCAGCGCUGCUUGCUCGAGCAGGAGAGGCUGUGCGACUGUUGUUCGUGCUUGUCGGCCUCCGGGAAGCUGCAUUGCGGGAGCCGGAGGAGAGCGAAGACGAGACGGACGAAGACGACGACGACGAACACUACAUCAGUCCGGCACUCGCGCGAAGGAGCGGCAGAAUGGCAAUUGAUCACAUACCGUAUCCAGAGACACACGACCUCGCGCGCGCAGAGAAGGCAUUCUACCCUGUGACUAUACCUGUAUCACAUUGGCAGCUACGCCAUUACAUCUCCUCGCCGGAACCCGACCACCUCUACUAUGCGAGCGCGCACCAUGUAUUCUGCCUUAACACUGCAACGAAAAAGCGGAAACACAUUGCAACACUGCCAUUCGAGGCGCGGUGCACGGCCUCUGGCUAUGGAUACGUUUGUGUAGGUGGGGAGGACGAGGGACAUUUUGCGGCGAUCAAAAUCAACGGAGCACUCGAUGUUGAUGCGGCGCUGCCACUCAGCAGCCUGGGCCAGAAUGUCACACGAAGAGCGGCAACGGUCAAGGUCGAAAGGAUAGGAGAAGAGAUAGUAAACUCGAUCUCGAUCCAUCGCAUCCAGGACGAAGAAGCACAUUUGGACGACAUUGUGGCCGUGUUGACAAACAACGAUCGCACAGUCCGUAUAUACAGCCUGCCCACUGGACAUGAAACGAAGUGCAAAGGGAUCCCAUUCGCGGUGAAUCAUGCCACGAUCUCACCCGAUGGUCAGGUACUGGUAGCGGUUGGGGACUACAAUCAGGCACAUUUCUAUCGACGGGUGAUAUUGGACGAUCCUCCUCAGAUACCGAAGCCUCACAAUCGCUUAACGAGCGCAAGCGUGGACUGGAAGCUACUUUGCAAGGUCUCAUUGCAUGUGAGCUCACCGGACUCGACAGUAGGAUACUUCACUACGGCAUGGAGCCCCAAUGCUCGGCUUGUGGCGGUGGGCAGCGAGGGCGGUUACAUCACAAUCAUCGAUCGCGACAUACUCGAGGACGAUGAGUUGGACGAGGAAAACCGAGACGAAGCCGUCAUUGCUGUGGUACCUGGUUCGCGAGCCGAUUUCCCGAGCCCGCAUCCUGGAGCGAUCAGGAGCAUGGUGUUCAGUCCCGACCCGUGGGACCUGUUGAUAUGGAGCGAAGACCAGGGCAGGGUUUGCGUUGGAGAUCUGAGGACUGGGCUUAAGAGUCGACAAAUAAUCGAUUUGGAACCCAAGGACGAGCACCUGCAUAAAUACGAGAUGGAAAUUGUAGACCCGGACGAGGCAGCACUACCCGCUGUGUCCCAGCCCACUCAUCUGGACGAGCUGGAGGCCGACUUGCUGCGCAGAUAUCGAGCGGCGCCAGACAAUGCCAGUGCUGUAAACUUCGCGACAGAGUACAUCGAGGCGAGGAGACGGCAAAGAGAGCACCGACAAGCUCUGGCUGCUGCGCGGCAGCAAAUCACACAAUCGGGCUCGCGAGCUCGACUCGCCGCGGCUGAGGCUAUGGAGGACGACCCUCAAGGAUUGACAUCACGGGAACAGCAGAUACUCGAGACAUUGCGCACGACACGACAGCGGGAGGAGGCGCGGGCGAAUGGCCAGAUACCGAGAUCUGUCAACUAUACCACUCCAGACAUGUUCACAACUUCGGCGCCUACAAGAAGUGGGCGAGAGACGCCCUCGAGCGGAUCAAUGUCACGGCCUAUCAGUGAGAUACUGAGUUCUGUACAGGAGACGUUGCCAACGCUAGAGCGGAUACAUGCUGCCAAUCCGACAACGGCCUCUCACACUGUCGACAACGACGAUCUCUUGCCUCCUCUGGCCACAAUGCGAGAAGCACUGGCCGCAUGGAGUAGCAACAGCGACGGCGUCCCCGCACCGCGUAGUACUACCAACGCUAGAAGCGCGGAUCGCACAAGGGCAGCUGCAGGUCUAUCCGGAGGAGAGUCUUCACGACGAGCCGCCGAACGAGGAUCAGGGUCGUCGCCGUCCAACGCCGACGAGCAUACUGCGGAUGGCAGUCAGGAUGACAAUCCUUGGAUCGUCAUUGAAGAACAAAUGGGAAGAGGGCCUUUGUUCGAGGCAGCAGCUAGAGCGAACCCGUCAUCGCCGCUCCCUGCAGAACGUGAGCGCGACGCUGAGCGCGAUGCCCGCCGGGAACGAUACGAAUCAAUACAGAGCGAACUGGAUACGCAACGACGUAUCGCUGCAUCAGCGGCUAGAAACCGAGAGCGCUGGCGAUCUUCUCGUCUCGCCGGCAGCGGUAUCAGCAGUGCAGCAGCUGAACGUGCCAUCGCCAUGGCCGAAGCUCGUCGGUCUGCAGCGUAUCCUGAUCAAUAUGAAGCUCUGAUCCGGAGAACUCAGCUGCGAGGCUGGGGCAACCCCACUGGACGAGAGAUUGGUGUUAGAACUGCUGGUCUGGCCAUGAGUCCGGACGGGCGCAUGCUCUGGGCCGCCUGUGAAGACGGAAUUUUCGAGAUCGAUAUCAGGACCAAGGGCAGAAUGUUUCUUCCGAGCUUGCAGCCGCGAUAGGCAGGUCACGGAUGGUUCUGCUGGAGCACUUUUGGGUCUACUAAAGCGAAAGCAUCUUAUUGCUCGUUGUAGCAGGAUUCAAGGUGCAUGAAUGGGACGAAAUUGACGACUGACAUGCCAUAGUCUUGAGCGUAGCACUGUGGACAGCGCCUUACUUAAUAUCAAAAUCAUAGCUCUGC